Drechmeria coniospora is the source of this 8892-nucleotide messenger RNA. RefSeq lists its product as uncharacterized. The transcript is spliced from 16 exons. Gene Ontology annotation, molecular function: protein serine/threonine kinase activity; protein binding; ATP binding. Gene Ontology annotation, biological process: DNA damage checkpoint signaling; telomere maintenance; protein phosphorylation. NCBI's taxonomy places the organism in Eukaryota, Fungi, Ascomycota, Sordariomycetes, Hypocreales, Ophiocordycipitaceae. The record is from RefSeq and is a predicted model, not a curated record. Gene Ontology annotation, cellular component: nucleus. The coding region runs from base 1 to 8892 and encodes 2963 amino acids.
AUGAGAGACAGGAGAAUUAUCGUCUCGGUUGACUUUGGGACAACCUAUUCAGGCGUCGCGUGGGCAGAGACGAGCCGUCCAGAUGUCCAGCACGUAAUAUCAAAUUGGCCAUCGGCCAAUUCGUUCCAGAGCAGCCUCAAGGUCCCGACAGAGCUUCGCAGGGUCGCUUCCGGCUGGCAAUGGGGUUUUCAAGUCCCCGAGUCGGCCAGACGUUAUCGAUUCUUCAAACUGAAGCUAGAGGAACCUGAAAGGGAAUGCAAAGAUGGCGAGUCGGCGCAAGAGCUGACCAAGAUAUACCUCUCAUGCCUCUAUAGGCAUUUCAUUAGCGUCUUGGAAAAGAGUCUGUCGCCCGAGGUGGUAUAUUCCACUCCUAUGGACUUUGUCGUGACGGUGCCGGCUAUUUGGUCCAACGCAGCGAAGCAGGCUACUGAGCGUGCUGCCGCCAUGGCCGGCUUCUGCGGGAACCAGAGGAUACAGCUAAUCACAGAGCCUGAAGCCGCGGCACUGUACACCAUCAAUAGCCUAAGCCCCUCCGCCCUUCGGCUUGGUUGGAAGUUUGUUGUAUGCGACGCCGGCGGCGGAACAGUCGACCUCAUCUCGUAUGAAGUGACCCGUCUGGACAGGCUCGAGGUCAAAGAGGUGACCGGUGGCACCGGCGGCAAGUGCGGUUCAUCGAUGCUCAACAAGAGGUUCCGUCGGUACUUGAAGCAGAUUCACGGUGACAAGUUCUGGACGGACGAGAGGCUCGUCCUGGCGCUCAACGAAUUUGAAUCGUUCAAGAAGGACUUUUCACCCAAAGGAGAGCCAUUGAUCAUUCGUGUCGAUGAGAGUCUUCGUCUAAGGCGUAAUCGGUUUACGGUUCCGCCUGAAGACAUGAUGACGCGCAUCUUUGAUCCUAUCAUGAAAGACGUCAUUGGCCUUAUCAGCGAGCAAAUAGCGAUGGCAGGAAAUGAUGUAGCUGCCGUGGUCCUCGUCGGCGGCUUCGGGCAAAGUCGCCAUCUCAAGUGCCAGGUCCGAGAUGCCAUCGGCGCCGGUAUCAAGGUGCUGCAGCCUGACAACGGGUGGAUCGCUGUCGUCAAAGGCGCAGUGAUCCAUGGCCUCAACCAAUACCAGCCAGGAGCGGCGCAAGUGGAAAUCGCAUCGCGAGUGGCGAGGAAAUCGUACGGCACUUGCCUUCUGGCAAAGUAUGACAUGAUGAGACAUGAUCCGAGGGAAGCCUUCUGGUCGGCCAAGGAAGAGGAGAUGGUCGUGGCAGAGAUGUGCUGGUUCAUCGAGAAGGGUCAAUCGUAUCCAGAGGAUAGACCGUCGUCCAUCGAGUAUCAAUGCGAUAUCCCCGUCAACGGUGGACAGUCGCCGCAAACCGAGAUUGAAAUAUUUGCCCACCACGACGAGGGGAAGCCGCCGGUGCAUGUCAACUCGAGGACAUACUGCGUCGCCACCCUGCGUCUCGAUCUAGACAUGAUCCCAACGGCCGCGAAGGAGGAGGCGGGGAUGAGACUGAUGGGCUGGCAUCGAUACUAUUGUCUCAGUGGCGUCAUCGAGGCCUGCUACGGGUCAGCCAUGAUAACAUAUACGGCCAAGCUCGGAGUCGACGGAGUCAAAUGGAUCAUGGCUGAGGAUGUUGGUGGCAACGGAAAAGCAGCUCCUGAGAUCGCUGGCUUCGCAACUGGCCCGCCUCCUUCGACUCUUGCUGCACAACUUGUCGAAAACAUCUCAACAUCCAGCAAAUCGACACGGUCCGACGACAGUAGCGAGCUGAAAGGCCUCUUCGCCCUCAUCCAGCGCGUCAAGGACGAUCCUGAGCUUCUCAAAUCAACCAGUGACCGGGUAGAACAUAACCAUAUGCUUGUAUAUGUCUAUUGCCGCGUUGCUUUGGAAGGAAUCAAGCUCGAUAAACCAUUCGUUGACCGAUCGCACGUCCGCUCGGAGCUUUUGAAAGCAAUCAAUUUUCUGCGCUUCACCAUCAAAGAAACACCAUCUGUCCUCGUUUUUGUCAACAAUGGCCAAGAGCUCUUGUAUCGAGGACGGGAGGCCUUGUGGAUCUGGCUGCUACCCCAGCUCCUUCGCUUACUCGGACAUGCCGAUUGCGUGGAAUUGGAAGGGUCCAUCGAGGGAUUCCUGCAGUAUAUCUUGCUCGUCGUCUCUCGAAUAGGCGCAUUAUGGGGAUUGACCACAUCGCUGGGCGUAUACUUGCGAUCAUGCACUCUGGACUGCCUCCAAGACCCCUCUUUGCCCACCUCGAAUGCGAAAAUCUCUAUCAGCCUUCAGCUACCGCCUCCAUUUGCGCUUGAACAGAUUCUUGGAAAAUCUGGCUGCUAUGACGCCCGAAUGUCGUACACCAUCGGCUCCGCAGCCCAAGCCCUCCGACAGGCCGCGAGCUUGGCGAAAGUGCUGGCAUACCCAAUUACAUCUCAGGACCCUUCCUUCUCCUGCAUCUCAUCGUUUCUUCAGAAUGGACCCUGGCUCAUGGAUACUUGGCUUGACCUCAGGCACGUCCAAAAGAGAUGGGAUACCAGCAUGCACAGCUCCCCCAUUCCUCUCAUUGAGACAGCCCUCGAGGUCGUCAAAUGCUCGCCUGCCGACGAGGACUGUUCGUCUACACGGAACAAAGCAAACGCGCUUCUAGUUUUGUUAUGCAGCGAGAUGGUCUCAUCUCCGGUUGAAUUGAUCCGGCUGGACCCAUCUGGCGAAGAGGCGAGGCUCACAUGCUGCAAAGCCCUGGUCGCAAUAUCCGUGGCCUCCAUUCAGUCGUAUGCGAUCGGGAGGCUGGCCGCCCCGAAACUCAUCCAAGAGCUUACAUUGCUUUCCUCUCAAUACUCGGCGAUUGGAGAAGACACCGAUAUUUGGAAAUGUGCCAAGCUGCUUCGACAAGUGAUAAAUUUUCAGCGCCACCAGCCUCUAGAUGACUUCCUCCAUCCCUCCACGUUUCAUUCCAGGGAAGUGCGCGAGUACGUCGAAGGAUGGAACCUUAUCCGAGAAACACCUGCUCAAAUCAGACAUGACACCACCAAGAGGAGAAAGAUUUCGGCCCAGGAUAACGACUGGCAUUCUUUAAUCAUACAGGCGAUCUAUGAAACGCUGCAGAUAGACCUUCCUAAUGAUGACGAUGAUGUCGUAGUGUUUGAGCAGUUAUUCUUGAAAGGAUUCGCGACAGCUACCGAAGCUAACCAGUGCCUUGCUGUCGAUCUGCUCUCAAGAAUUUGCUGCUUAGCAGAUGGCCUUGACCAAACUUGGGAGCUGCCUGCCUUGUCCCCCGAUAUAAGAUGUGUCAUCUGCGAGGGGGGUGGCACAGCCGCUCGCUCACCAUCCUCUCAUACCUCAAAGAGUGAGGCUCGAUUGAUUAUCGGCAAAUUGAUUCAGUCACCUGUAUUCAAAGAGUCGAGACGUCCGCGGGUGGCAACCAUGAUAUGCCUCAGAAGAUUUGUGCUCCAUUGCGAAGAUGCCGGCUUCCUCAAUAUUGAGUAUUCAAUCACCGGUAACUGGUGUCUGCAGUCUCUAAAUAGCUCCGUGCGUGAGCUUAGGGUGGCUGCUGGUAGGACGUUAGCCACAUUCAUUCCGAAGAAGUCGACAAGUACGGUGGACGAGGACCUUCUCUGCCGCAAUCGCGUCUACUCUAUCGCAGCUCUCAAAACGAUGUCCGAGAAUGACCAGCCUCAUUUGGUUGAAACGCGCAUCAUGGCGUGGGGCCAACUGGGCAAGAUCGUUACUGAUGAUGAGCUUAACCUAAUUUUGAUCAAGCUCCUCGAGUAUCUGGGCAGCAGCAAUAGCAUUGUCUCUGCGUUUGCUUUCAACGAGCUUUUGAACCUUGCAGAGUCUCGGUCAACAACCCCGCGGCGAAUGUUCGAACCAUUCUGGAAGAGCCUAGCUUACAUGGCCACCAAAGACAUGAUCCAGCGUCCUCAGCGCAGCCGAGCCAUUGCAGAGCUGCUACAAAUCUCCGUCAACGAGCUUUUGUUGCUCAUACAGACACAUGCGCUACCAUGGCUCGUAUUGGAUAAACGAAAGGACGUCAUCCAAAAGAUUGCCGAAGCCCGCCAGGAGACGGAGCUAUGGCAACCACUCUUGGACGGCACCAACCUCGCUGCAACGUUGGCUCUUUUGCUAGUGCAUGACCCAGACAACAUGGAAGAAUUCGUCAAGUCUCGACUGAAUGAAAUAUCUGCCCAUUUUCAUCCGCUUUCACUUCUCGACCUCUUCCAGUCAGAACCGGUCUUGAUUGCCAUGGAACUGUUGAAGUCUGCAGCCUCCGGCGAUGCCACUCGGCAGCAAGUGGCCCAUAGAGCACUGCGCUUGCUGGCAACUACCAUCAUGAGCGCUAGCAAUGAAACCAGGAACAAGAAGAGCGAUGUUGUGGGACGCUUUCUGCAGUCGCAUAUUCUUGGGCUCAUGGCGCGGUUGACUGAUGUCAUCAACGACUCGGUAUCGACGCAACCUCCAAUUCUAGAACAACGAAGCUGUAUCAGAACUUUGGAAGAAAUGAUCAAGGUCUGCAAGUCGUACACGAGGAUCGCCAGACCACAGAUGUCGGCAUGUUUGUUGUCUGCGAUUUCUCAGGAUGCCCUGCGCGAAGUAAGCUUGUCGUGCUGGGCGGCCAUGAUCACGCAUCUCGAUGAAGAGGAUGUUGAAGCGCUCAUUGAGACAACCUUCUUCAUCAUCAACCGUUACUGGACAACGUUCAACAAGACGACCGCCAAGGCUGCGCACGAGAUGCUCAAAUAUCUCUUGGACAAGCACGAGCGAGUUAUAAUGGAAUACAUCUGCAAGCUCCCCCCCCUGUCGCACAUUGCUGAACUGAGCGAUGUCGAGUCGACAUUGCUCUCUUGGCGGUCGGUUCUCACCACAGGUGAGGCGUUGAAUGUGUUUGCCUCGCGGGUCGCGCACGACAACUCAGGCGUUGCUCAUCAGGCUCUAACGGAGCUUGUCCCCUACUUGAGAGACAACCAGAGCUCUCUACAUACCUCGGCGGUGAGCCAGCGACCAAACAGUGCAAUUACCAUCGUUCUGAGAGCGCUUCUCGACUGCGCGUGCAAAUACAACGGCAUCCAGAUGGAUAUUUCACGACUCUGCGUUGAAUGCAUCGGGCUUAUCGGCUGCCUAGACUCUAAUCAAAUGGAAUCCGUGAGGGAGCAACGAUCUAUUGCCGUUCUGGAAAAUUUUGAGGUCUUUCCAGAGACGACAGAUUUUGUACUGUUUCUGUUGGAAGAAGUGCUGGUUCCGUCGUUCUUGUCUGCAACGGACACGAAGCUUCAAGGAUUUCUUUCAUAUGCUAUGCAGGAACUACUCGAUCGGUGUGACGUCAGGGCCGCCUGUGCGCAGCAUACAGUUGGGAACCUUGACGGAGAUACGGUCUAUCGGAAGUGGAUCGGCCUGCCCGAAAACAUUCGCGAAGUUUUGGCACCAUUUCUGAGUUCGCGAUAUAUGGUAGCGCCAAUGGCCCCUGUCACCGUGGAAUACCCUAUCUUUCAGCCGAAAAGACCUUACGGAAACUGGCUCAGGGUCUUCGUCAUGGAUCUUCUCCGCAAAGGGCAGAACGCGCUCGCCCAGCUCAUCUUUGAGCCUCUCGCUCGUGUAAUUCGCGUUAAGGACCUGUCCACGGCAGAGUUCCUACUUCCCUACCUGGUGCUACACAUACUUCUGGGGAGCCACAGCACCCAAGAUGAAAAGGAUCAAGUGGUGGGCGAGUUGAUGUGCGUCUUGGAGCACCGUGUAGCGGAAGACGCGACAUACACUGAACAGGAGGAAAUGAAGCGCUUUUGCCAUGCAACAAUUGGCAAGGAAAGUGUCGCGAGCAUCCAGAAAGUCCUGGACGGUAUUCCAGCCGAGUUAAUCUCGCAACGAGCAACGGAUUGCAACGAAUACGCAAGAGCACUGUUUCACCUGGAACGGCACAUCCAAAAAAUGGAACAGCAGAAGAGAGAGCCUGGGGAUCGGAAUCGAUCUCUGGAACGCUUACAAGACAUAUACGCCAACAUCGACGAGCCAGACGGUCUGGAGGGAAUCUCGACCCAUCUCCACGCACUAGACAUUCACCAACAGAUUCUAAGCCACAAAAAAGCAGGUCGAUGGACAGCGGCACAGACAUGGUACGAGAUGCAGCUUGCAGAACAGCCGGACAGCGUCGACGUUCAGGUGGACCUUCUCAACUGCCUGAAGCAGGCAGGGCAACAUGAUGUGCUGUUGAAUCACGUGGAAGGGAUGCGGACAGACCUUUUCGGCGACAACAAGAUCAUGCCAUUUGCAGUCGAAGCUGCUUGGGUUACGGGUCGAUGGGAAAGCCUCACCAAAUUUACCAGUCGAUUUCACGGCAGCGCUGUCCAAGACUUCAACAUCGCCGUGGGAGCGCUGUUCGGGUCGCUGCACAAGCAAUGCACCCCUGAAUCAUUCGACAGGGCUGUUCGCGGCAUGCGAGAGAAGAUUGCGCUCGAAAUGACCAGCUCGGCCACGGCUUCCCUGCAGGCGGCACACGAGCUCCUUUUGAAGUGCCAUGUUCUUGCUGAUGUCGAGGCCAUUGUCGGAUCCAGCGGGGAAGAGGAUGAGCGAAAGAGGACGAUGAAACUGCUGGACGGUCGCCUCGAGGUCAUCGGGGCCUACUUUGUCGACAAGCAGUAUCUCUUGGGCAUCAGGAGGGCUGCCAUGGAGCUGACAAGGCCCAAAUUUGGUGAUUUCGACAUCUCAUCCCUCUGGCUUGCCAGCGCUCGCCUCGCACGAAAAUCAAACUCCAUGCAUCAAUCCUUCAAUGCGGUACUUCACGCCUCUCAACUCGGAGACGACGCAGCAACGAUUGAGAAUGCGAAGCUCUUGUGGCGUGACAAGCAUCAUAGGAAAGCGAUCCAGAUGCUCCAGGGCGCAAUAGAACGGAACAAGCUCAUGACGCAGACGGGGACAUCCGCGAGCACGGUGGAUACCAGCUCUGGAAAGCAGAACAGCCAACAGAAGCUUGUGACUGCCAGGGCCCAACUCCUCCUCGCGAAAUGGCUCGACGCCUCGGGGCAGUCGCAUGCCGGAGCGCUUCGAGAAAGGUACCAGCAGCCUCCCAAGACGUUUUCGACGUGGGAAAAGGGCCACUACUACCUCGGGCGGCAUUACAAGAAGGUCUUGGAGUCGGAGCAACCGCUGAAGGCGGACGAUCAAAGCGACAACUACGUGACGGGCGAAAUUGCGAGACUAGUCAUCGAGAACUACGUCAGGUCUUUGAACUCGGGGACCAAGUACAUCUUUCAAACCCUUCCGCGGAUUCUGACCCUGUGGUUGGAUCUCGGCGCUCAGGUGGACAAACCGCCCGAAGGCAAAGUGUCACUCUCGAAGGAGUUGCACAAGCGAAGGGUCGAGCAGCUGAAUCUGCUCCACGCGUUUCUCGACAAGUACAUCCACCGACUGCCGGCCUACAUAUUCUACACGGCCUUGCCGCAGAUUGUGGCGCGCAUCGCCCAUCCAAACCCGAAGGUUUUUGAGCGGUUGACGCACAUCAUCGUCAAGGUGGUGGAGGCGCAUCCUCGGCAAGCGCUUUGGAGUCUCAUCGGAACCAUCACGACGAAGCAGGUGUCCGAGCGGAAGGCUCGCGGCAAGCAGAUCGUGCAAACUCUGCAGAGCAUUUCGAGAAAGGUGGACGGGACGGCGCACGAUCUCAAGUACCUCAUCAGGGCGGGCGAGAAGCUCGCGGAUCAGCUCCUCCUCGCUUGCCACCACGGCGAUUUCCACGGCAACAAGUCGGUGACUGCCAGCCUUUCGCGCGAUCUCCGAUUCCAGCACAAGUGCACGCCCUGUCCACUGGUUGUGCCGGUGGAGGGUUCGCUCACGGCGACGCUCCCCGCCGUGUCGGAACAUGUGAAGAAGCACAAGGCCUUUUCGCGGGACGUCGUCACGAUUCAGUGCUUCUUGGACGAAGUUCUCGUCCUCAGCUCUCUCGCGAAGCCUAGACGCCUCACGGCGCGAGGAUCGGACGGCAAGAGCUACAUGCUUUUGAUCAAGCCCAAGGACGACCUUCGGACGGACCAGCGACUGAUGGAGUUCAACGGCAUCAUCAACCGGUCGCUCAAGCGAGAUGCGGAUUCGAGCCGGAGGCAGCUGUACAUCCGAACGUACGCCGUCGUGCCGCUCAACGAGGAGUGCGGCAUCAUCGAGUGGGUGCCCGGGAUCAGGACGAUGCGAGAGAUCCUCCUGAACAUAUACAACUCGCAGAAGAUAUACCCCGACUACCAGAUGCUGAAGCAGCUGAUGGACGAGGCGUCGCUGUCGGACAGCAAGAGCAGGAUAUUUUCCGACGACGUCCUGGGCCGGUUCCCGCCGGUACUCCCCAUGUGGUUCAUUCAGCAGUUUCCGAAUCCAUCCGCCUGGUUCGCCGCACGGCUGCGAUACACGCGCUCGUGCGCCGUCAUGUCGAUGGUGGGCACGAUCCUCGGCCUCGGCGACCGGCACGGCGAAAACGUCAACCUCGAGGAGGGCAACGGCGGCAUCUUCCACGUCGACUUCAACUGCCUCUUCGACAAGGGGCUGACGUUCCUCAAGCCCGAGCGAGUGCCGUUCCGGCUCACACACAACAUGGUGGCGGCGAUGGGCAUCUACGGUUACGAGGGACCAUUCCGAAAGUCGUCGGAGCUGACGCUGAGCAUCCUCCGGCAGCAAGAGGAGACGCUCAUGACGAUCCUGGAGGCCUUUAUCUACGACCCGACACUCGACCUGCAGAAGGAGAAGCGGACGUCGAGGAAGGGCGACUCGGCGGUCCGGCUGCAGCCGCAGAGCGUGGUGGACAGCAUCAAGAGAAAGGUGCGGGGACUGCUGCCGAACGAGAGCAUUCCGCUGAGCGUCGAGGGACAGGUGGCCGAGCUGAUUGAGCAAGCGGUCGAUGCCCGGAACUUGACUGCCAUGUACAUUGGUUGGUGUCCGUUUCUGUAG